UCUUCCUUAUUUCUCCCACCAUGCACUCCAGGAAGCUCAGCGCAAGUGCUCAGCUCUAUUGGAGGAUCCCCCCUCGUCUCCUUUCUCUUCAAUCUACUAAUACCACUCUCCCUCUACCACCCGGAAGAUACUCCGUGGUGAAACGGCCAACAACGAAAACAGCUCAGUUACCCAGACCUCGCUUGAGUUCAUUAUCAAUAGGUACUUUAUCUAUAGUACAUCGUCAACUUGCAAUAAAGUCCCAGCAUCUUUUGCCUUCUCGUCUCGAGUUGUCUCCUAGUCCGCAGGCCUUCCGGGCAAUAUGGACAAGCUAAGGUACCUAGUCUGCCUUGUCAACAUCAUGUGUCAAUUUCCCUUAUUUCCAGGGUCAUCCAUCAUCUACAUCUUGGGAUUGAGGUGGCCAGAGGUGUCGCUCUGUUACCGUGAGUUUGUCUCUCGUAACGACCGGAGAGUAGGGCCAAUCGGGUGGGGCAGUAGCGAUGCUAUUCGCAAGCCCAAGGGGGGAAGAAAGUAUGGAUUGGCCGCCCAGACAAUGUCUGUCUGUGUAUAGUUGGCACCGACGUCGGAUCGCACCCCAGGCUUACUCGGUACACAAUAGGAGUCGGAGCACCAUCCGCCCCAGGCAGGCGCCAGCGUGAGCUGUCAUUUCUUCCGCUGGUGAUCUAGUAGUGAAUGAUUUAUGGUGAAGAAGGCUGUGACAGCCAGGCUCAAGUGACUGGGUCUUAGCCCCUAUUUUGUUGAUUGUUCCCAAGCUCUGGCUGGGUAAACUAAAAGAAGUUAAAGAACAUAUGAACGCUUUGAGUACAUGUAGGUAGGUAUUGCUGAUAACCGGAAGAUGAAGCGAGGUAUCAUCAAGUAUUCGGGCGAUAACGCUCCGGCACUUACCUCCUGCUCUAACCCUGAA
Messenger RNA from Canariomyces notabilis, 904 nucleotides. RefSeq lists its product as uncharacterized. Lineage: Eukaryota; Fungi; Ascomycota; Sordariomycetes; Sordariales; Chaetomiaceae. The coding region runs from base 302 to 550 and encodes 82 amino acids. The record is from RefSeq and is a predicted model, not a curated record. The transcript has a single exon.